AUGGGCUCAAACUUGAACUUCUCGACGGCAUUUCAUCCUCAAAGCGACGGACAGACGGAGCGGGUGAAUGCCUUUUUAGAGGUGUACUUGCGGCACUACAUGAGUGCAAACCAACGAGAUUGGGUGAAGUUGAUGGACAUGACACAGUUCUCCUACAACUUGCACCGCAGCGAGUCAACCAACACGAGUCCAUUUGAGUUGGCGACGGGGCAACAACCUUUGACACCUACGACGGUGGCAACGGGGUAUAUAGGCAACAGUCCGGCAGCCUACAAGUUCGCUAAAGGUUGGCACGAGAAGAUGGAGAUGGCCAAGUCUUACAUAGCCCGCGGUAGUAAGAAGAUGAAGAAAUGA
Molecule: messenger RNA, 354 nt
Organism: Linum trigynum
Lineage: Eukaryota; Viridiplantae; Streptophyta; Magnoliopsida; Malpighiales; Linaceae
Source: the annotation of a GenBank genome assembly